Thunnus maccoyii (southern bluefin tuna) is the source of this 3557-nucleotide messenger RNA. It is a transcript of the gene prrc1, whose product is annotated as proline-rich coiled-coil 1. Lineage: Eukaryota; Metazoa; Chordata; Actinopteri; Scombriformes; Scombridae. Gene Ontology annotation, biological process: activation of protein kinase A activity. The record is from RefSeq and is a predicted model, not a curated record. Gene Ontology annotation, molecular function: protein kinase A regulatory subunit binding. The coding region runs from base 129 to 1448 and encodes 439 amino acids. The transcript is spliced from 9 exons. Gene Ontology annotation, cellular component: cytoplasm.
CACGUCACCAUCGAGCAGACGUGGCAACACACGACGUCAUCAAAGUGGGUCCGUGGUGUAUUCAUGUACUGAGCUAGUCCAGCUAGCAGCUAUAUUCUGGGCAAAAGAGAAGAUUUAAAGCCAAGAAGAUGAUGGAAGAGAGUGGAAUUGAGACUACACCUCCUGCCAGCCCAACACCUCCUCUGAGUGUAGCUGCCUCAGUCAGCGCCCCCCCACUGAGCAUAGGUCUGUCCAGUCCCUUGUCCCCCCCAGGAACCAGCUCUGUCUCCCCCUCAGUCUCCGCUGCUCUCCCCCCUGUUCCCUCCCUCCCUGCCUUCAGCAGCCCCCUGUCUGCCCCUCCCCCCCUCUCCUCCCACUUUCCCCCUCCAUCCACACUUUCCUCCCCCUUCACCAGCAGCUCCCCCUUCCCUCCCACCGCCUCUCCCUCCGUGCCCCCCCUGACCUCCUCCACCAGACCACCACCACCACCCUCGGCUUCUGGCGCGUUGGCCCCUCCUGUAGGCCCGUCUGUAUCCGGCUUCUCCAUGAGUGCAGGAUAUGACAUCACACGGGGUCACGCCGGUCGAACACCACAGACGCCACUGAUGCCAACGUUCUCCAGUCCUACCGCCAUGCCGGGUGUAGUUUCCAACCCCAUGGUUCAGCAGCCAGUCAUGUCAGGAGGAUUAGUUACUGGAUCUCCCAUCACGUUCCCAGAAGAGCAGGAGGAUCCCAGAGUGUCUGCAGACAUCAACCCUGGUGGAGGCAUCUGGGGCUUUUUCAAGGGAGUAGCAGGGAACCCUGUAGUAAAGACAGUCCUGGACAGAACCAAACACUCUGUAGAGUCCAUGAUCACCACUCUGGAUCCUGGCAUGGCUCCAUACAUCAAGUCUGGAGGGGACAUCGACAUUGUGGUGACGUCAGAUAAAGAGAUGAACGUGGACGCAGUGAGAGACGCCUUUCAGGAGGUGUUCGGGAUGGCCAUGGUCACCGGAGAGCCCGGUCAGUCCAACAUCGCCCCACAGCCCGUGGGCUACGCAGCCGGGGUCAAGGGUGCCCAGGAGCGCAUUGACAGCCUGAGACGGGCUGGUGUGAUCCAUGAGAAGCAGCCAGUGGUCUCUCUGGAAAACUUCAUCGCGGAGCUCUUUCCUGACAAGUGGUUUGACAUUGGCUGUCUGAUCCUGGAGGACCCUGGUCACAGCAUCAGAAUCGAGGUCUUCACUCAGGCAACUCCUCUGGCUCUGGAGCACGUCCAACAGGCUCAGUCCCUCACCCCUCCAGACUACAGCCUGCGCUGGUCGGGUCUCAUUGUUACAGUGGGUGAGGUCCUGGAGCGCAGCGUGCCCAACAUCAACAGAACAGAAUGGCAUCAGGCCAUGACGGGCAUGACACAACGCCAGAUGAUCCAGAGUGCUGCCAAAGCCCUGGCUGGAAUCUACAAACAGCAGCUGCCACCCAGGACUGUGUGAGGCUGAACUGGUUCCACUAUCUGUCACAUACUGGGAGUUGUAAGAGACAUGCUGAAGGAAAAACUAUCUGAUGGGACAGCAGGGUCCCUCACAGCUCCAUAUCUAUCCUCCAUGUGUCCUCGCAGGGCAAAGCCAAGUGCACAUGUCUUUGAAGAUUUUGAUGUUCGUGCUCACAGAUGCUUACUGACAUUCCAGCAUGUCAGCAGGGUUUUACUGUAACACCACCACAUAUAAAAAUCAAUGUCAGAAUACUUUGUUGAAAGCUCAGGCUCUAAGGAAGACGUAACUAUUAAAUGAUCAUCUCUUCAUCCUCUCUGAAGGAUUAUUACACAUCAUGUAUACUGAAAUCAACAACUUUAAUACAUAUUGCAACAAUGUUUAGUUUUCUUGUCUUUUUUUGUUUUUUUUUUCAUUCUAAUGGGUAUUGUAGAGGCUAUUACUGGUGUGUCCCAGUUGUAUUGUAUAUACUACAGGUCUUAACAGAUCAUUUAACAUUUGGACUCGAUCAUAAACAUAGAAACAUAAAAGAGACCCCAUUGGAAAAGGACCAGAGAAUAAUUAGAACCAAUCCAAAAUGUGUUUGACCUGAACAAACAGAGAGAGAACACUUACACUUGAGACCUGCUGGAAUACAAUUCAGCUCUACAGGCAGAUUUAGACUGAGUAUAAUAUAAGGUCCCAGGUCUAUUUUUGGAUACUGGGCGCUGAGUGGACCCCUGAAGACCUCUACUAUAUACUUUACCACUGUAAAUUCUACUUUGCACAAAUGUUUGCAGUGCACUACCUUGGCAGUUAUGGUAAUGCACUGUUUUAUAGUAACAGGAAAUGAUACAAAGCAUUCAUCUACAGAUGUCAGCUGAUCCCUGACACUACUGCCAAUUUCACAUUUCAGAACCUUAAAUAACAAGUAAAAAUGUUUUUCUAUGGAUUUUAUUAUGUGUGUAUGUUUUUGUUUUACAAGCUCUUCUUAGAGCCAUCGAUACACUGUCACUGUCCACCUUUAAAAAAAAAAUCUCUUUGUAGCUGUAAAUAAACAAGUGUCCUUCAACCAUGGCCCUGGGCUAAAACCCAACAUUCCUCCCCCUCAUUGGGCAUUGUGAACAAUUCCUUAGCUUACAUCUCAUUCUUAAAUUAUGAAAUAAUUUACUGAGUGGUUUUAACAUAAUUCCAUUUAAGAAUAUGCACAAUGGUGAAAUAAUAAAGGUUAUUACUCGAUCUUGAGACCAAGGGUCUCAAGAUCGAGUAAUAACGCAGGACCUAGUGGUGCAUAAUCCCACAUUUCCAAACAAAAUAAGUUUUAAAUAACUGGAAAUCAAUUGCCACACAGUGUUGUGGUGUUCUAGAGGGGUAUCUGGGGUCACUUGAGACACUUUCCUGUUGUGUAAGUAGUAUGAAGGAAUUGUGCUUCAUUGUUUUAAAGCAUUCAAUGCAGUCAAAAAAGAGACAUCUACUGGAUAACUUUUGGAACUGUAUUUGUAUGGACCUGGAAAUGUGCAUUAUAUAUGAAACAAACCUAUUGGAUUGUUGUUAAAGGGUGGUCUCGUCACUAUAACUUCACUUUUUGCCUGCUUUGCCCACAACACCACGCUCAGUCCAGCCAGUUCAGUCUGCAUGCUGGUAUUCCUAUGCACACUUAAUUUUGAAAAUGCAUUAAAUCCAGUUGAAGUCUGUAUAUAGAGUGCAACUGGGACACUACUAGAAUGGUCUGAAGGGUCAAAUGAUUUUGAAGGUGACACUCAUCAUGUUUUAGAUGUAAUGUAUUAGUCUGAAAAAUCAUAGUAUCGCAUUUAUUGAUUCUCGCUUGUGUUAUUACAAAAAAAUGUGCCUGCCAUAACUGUGUGCUUUAUGUACGCCCUUGUUAAUUAAUAACCCAUUUUGACUCCUCAGUAAUUGCAGUGGGAUGCUAACAGUAACCGGGGGUUUGAUUAGAAGGAAAUUAAUUUAUUUUCCGCUGCUUCAGGCAGAUGGACACUGCCAGAAACAGAAGUUACUCUUAAAGUAGACUAGACACUGUUCUGUUAAUGAGGUUUGGGUGAAAAGAGCGUUCUUCUGUGUACUUAGUGUCCCUGUUAAUGUGCCUUUUUACACAAAUAAAAGAAAUCACUUUUU